This is a messenger RNA of Aspergillus caelatus, 2018 nucleotides long. RefSeq names its product chlorohydrolase family protein. Gene Ontology annotation, cellular component: cytosol. Gene Ontology annotation, molecular function: zinc ion binding; guanine deaminase activity. The transcript is spliced from 3 exons. Bases 360 to 1928 code for a protein of 522 amino acids. Gene Ontology annotation, biological process: guanine metabolic process. NCBI's taxonomy places the organism in Eukaryota, Fungi, Ascomycota, Eurotiomycetes, Eurotiales, Aspergillaceae. The record is from RefSeq and is a predicted model, not a curated record.
GAAGUCUCGAGCUUAUAAGAAGCCUGUCUCUCCCUCGAGUGUUGAAAAGUACACAACAUCAUCCCGUGGUGGUACGUACAGUCCAUUAGUGCUCUGUCAGGUAGAUAAGAUAAAGUUCCAACGGUCAUCCUUCCGUCGAUGACAGGAGUAGCGCAGUAGUUUUCCUUUGCAUACACAUCAGUAUUCAAGUUUGGGAGAAUUCAAUUGAUCUACACGCAGAGCGUAUCCUGCUACUUCUAUCCCUUGUUUUCGACUGGUCUCAUAUUGAUCCGUACGAGCUGAGCUGGUGCUACUUGGCCCCAUUGCAACGUAACCUCAAUUUAUAUCGUUGAGAAUCGAGAGAAUCACGAAACACCAACAUGGCCCCGGCAUACAUUGUCUUCGUCGGUACAUUUGUACAUCUUCCUCGAUCCACGUCAAAGACCCUCGCUAUCCAACAGGGGGCUUUAUGGGUUUCCGCCGCCGAUGGUCGAAUCAAAGGUACCGACUGGACUGUCAUCACUGUGGGUGAUCUGCACGACCUAUUGAAAGAAAAGAGCUGGAUCCCUGAGGAUGCUCCCCGAUAUAAAUCUGGGACGAGAGUAAAGAUCGUCCGGGCGAGGGAAGAAUAUAAUGAAUUCUUCUUUCCUGGGUUCAUUGACACUCACAUUCACGCACCCCAGUACCCCAACAAUGGGCUCUUCGGUUCCACUACUCUUCUUGACUGGCUAAAGCAGUAUACCUUCCCGAUGGAGGCUUCAUUCGGGAGCUCCCUUCCCAACAUCCCGUCCCCCAGGGCAUUUAGGGUCUACAAUCAGGUCGUCUCGCGCACUCUAGCUAACGGCACAACCUUCGCCUCCUACUUCGCUACCAUUCAUGUCUCGGCUACGAACCUGCUGGCAACGCUAUGCCAAAAACGUGGCCAGCGAGCGCUCAUCGGCCGCGUCUGCAUGGACAAUCCGGACUUCUCCGAGCCCUACUAUAUCGACUCCUCAACUGAAGAAUCCGUCGAAUUAAACAAGGAAGUCAUCUCGUACAUCCAGUCCAUCGAUCCGCAAGGAACCAUGAUAAAGCCAAUCAUCACCCCGCGCUUUGCCUUAACAUGCACCCCGAAAGCAAUGCGUGGUCUAGCCGACCUAGCCGCUUCCUAUGAGCCCCCCCUGCACAUUCAGACGCACAUCUCCGAGAACAAACAAGAAAUCCAUGACGUCCACUGCCAAUUCCCAAGUGCCAAGAGCUACGCCGACGUGUACGACACAUAUGGCCUUCUCACACCACGAACUAUCCUCGCCCAUGGCGUCCAUCUAUCGCCCGAUGAGCAAGAUCUUAUCCACAAUCGAGGCGCCAAGGUCUCUCACUGUCCCGCGUCAAACUCCGCCCUGGGAUCCGGCAUCUGUCCCGUUCGCAAGCUCCUUGACAAGGGCAUCACUGUCGGUCUCGGCACGGAUGUCAGCGGCGGGUAUAGUCCCAGUAUCUUAGAAGCCGUUCGACAAGCCUGUCUCGUUUCCCGGUUACUUCGCCAUGUAGAACCGGCCAGCGAAGGCGAUGAAGGAAAGAGACUCGUCCUAAGCGUCGAAGAGGCGUUAUACCUCGCUACACGCGGCGGCGCAGCGGCGGUCAACAUGGAGAAUGAUAUCGGUGGAUUCGACGACGGCAUGCUAUUCGAUGCGCAGCUGAUCCAUUUGGGACGGUUCUUGCCUGCAAGUCGGUAUAGCAGUGGUGAAAGCCAGGUUGAUGUCUUUGGAUGGGAGACAUGGGAAGAGAAGAUCCACAAGUGGGUGUGGAGUGGUAAUGAUCGUAAUGUCAAGGGUGUCUGGGUUGGAGGAAAGCUGGUGCAUGGGGAGGAUGAUGUGGAGUAUGGGUCUCGGUCUAGUUGGUGGACUUGGCUUUUGAGCGCCGGUGUUGUGGGUGUUGGUGCUGUUGUUGCUUUUAGGAGGUUGAGGUUGUAAGAUAUAGAUAGACUCUUUAUCUUUUUAGGUGGCUUUUGGUCAUCCCAGAUUUUACUUGAUAAUAAUAGAGAAUAAUUUGUCUUUAUGAUA